GAAAGAACCAGUUACCAGUGGUACCUUUUCGAAAGAACAUCUCGCAAAAACACUAGCCAGUACCGGAGAAUUGCCGGUAUACAUGUGAGUGCACGGAUAGCCAUCAAGCUCUUCACAGCUUUCGUCAACGUUAAUUGUCACUUCAGUGCGUUUGCAACUGGCAGUCUACGCAAAGUAAUCGAAAAAUCUAGUCUUUCGAGUGCUUUUUUUUGACAACUGUUAAAGGCAUGAAAUAGACGUUCCAAAUGGCACUCGAGCAUCAUCAGCAUCCUAGUAAUAACGAAUUACCGCCGGGCAGCUUCUCCUCCAACGGGAGCAUGAUCGUUGUGAGCAACAGGUUGCCGUUCGUGCUGAAGAGGAACGAGGUGACCGGUCAGCUGGAACGCAAGGCCAGUGCUGGAGGUCUUGUGACUGCGGUAGCACCGGUGGUCAUCAGCGGGAAUGGCGUCUGGGUCGGAUGGCCGGGGAUGCACAUGGAGAACCCGAAUGAACCGAUUCCCGAGUCCGAUCCUAACGAUCGCACUCCGACAGCUGGUUUGCUGUCCCGUAAGGUAGUCGCGGUGCACGUCGAACCGUCAGUCUUCGACUCGUACUACAACGGUUGUUGCAAUGGGACAUUUUGGCCGUUAUUCCACUCGAUGCCAGACAGGGCCACCUUCAUCGCUGACCAUUGGCGAGCUUACUCGACCGUCAACGAGGAAUUCGCCGCGAAAACGGUCGGCGCGCUGGAGCAAAUUCACAAGGAGCAGGAAAAUCAAUCGAACGGCACGCCGUUGGUCUGGGUGCACGACUAUCAUUUGAUGUUGGCCGCGAAUUGGAUCCGGCAGGCGGCCGACGAGAAGAAUCUCAGGUUAAAGUUGGGAUUCUUCCUUCACAUCCCCUUCCCGCCAUGGGACAUAUUCAGAUUGUUCCCAUGGGCUGAUGAAAUCCUUCAGGGAAUGCUCGGUUGCGACAUGGUCGGUUUUCACAUUCAGGACUACUGUCUGAACUUUGUCGACUGCUGCCAGAGAAGGCUCGGCUGUCGAGUCGACCGCAAGAACCUGUUGGUGGAGCACGGUGGCAGAACCGUGCGUGUCAGACCUCUGCCAAUCGGUAUUCCCUUCGACAGAUUCGUUUCGCUGGCCGAGACUGCGAACAAAGUCAUGCUGACCAAUCAGAAGAUUGUACUUGGCGUUGAUCGUCUUGAUUACACGAAGGGGCUGGUUCACAGGCUGAAAGCUUUCGAGAUGCUGCUGGAGAAACAUCCAGAACAUCGUGAACAGGUAACCAUGCUUCAGAUCGCUGUACCUUCACGAACAGACGUGCGCGAGUAUCAGGAUUUGAAGCUAGAGAUGGACCAACUGAUCGGACGCAUCAACGGUCGCUUCACGACACCUAAUUGGUCGCCCAUCCGCUACAUCUAUGGUUGCGUGAGUCAGAACGAGUUGGCAGCCUUCUACAGGGAUGCUGCUGUCGCUCUCGUCACGCCCCUCAGGGAUGGAAUGAAUUUGGUAGCGAAGGAAUUCGUCGCGUGUCAGAUCAACACACCACCCGGUGUGCUGAUCGUUUCUCCGUUCGCUGGAGCUGGUGAAAUGAUGCACGAGGCCUUGAUCUGCAACCCUUAUGAGAUCGAUGAAGCUGCAGAAGUUAUACACAGAGCACUUACCAUGCCAGAAGAUGAGCGCACAUUAAGAAUGAAUCAUCUAAGGCGUCGCGAGAGGAUCUAUGAUGUCAAUUACUGGAUGAAGAGUUUCCUGCAGGUGAUGGGUUCGUUGGAAGAACGGGACUCCGUCGGUGCAACGACGAUGCAGCCGGUGACGAUGGACGACUUCGAUGAUUAUUUGAGCAAGUCCCCUAGGUAUAUCGGCGAGAACCAUAAGUUGGCCCUGCUGCUGGACUACGAUGGUACCCUAGCGCCUAUCGCGACGCAUCCAGACCUCGCGAUUUUACCUCUGGAGACGAAGAACGUCUUGCAGAGGCUAUCUAAUAUGUCUGACGUGUACAUAGCAAUUAUAUCAGGUAGGAACGUGGUCAACGUUAAGUCGAUGGUCGGCAUAGAAGGUAUCACGUAUGCUGGUAACCAUGGCCUGGAGAUUCUGCACCCGGACGGUAGCAAGUUCGUUCAUCCGAUGCCCGGUGAACUUGAGGGCAAAGUGGCGAACUUGAUGCAAACAUUGCAGGAGCAGCUAUGCAGGGAUGGCGCCUGGGUAGAAAACAAGGGCGCGUUGUUGACGUUCCAUUAUCGUGAGACGCCGAUGGAACGUCGUCCAGAGAUGAUCGAGCAGGCGAAGAAGAUCAUCCAGGAUUCCGGUUUCAAGGCCUGCUCCGCGCACUGUGCUAUCGAAGCGAAGCCGCCGGUUGAGUGGAAUAAGGGUCACGCAUCCAUCUAUAUCCUGCGCACAGCCUUCGGUUUGGAUUGGAGCGAGCGAAUCAGGAUUAUCUAUGCUGGUGACGACGUGACAGACGAAGACGCAAUGAGGGCGUUGAAGGGUAUGGCGGCCACGUUCCGGGUGGCAUCGUCGCACAUAAUACGCACCUCAGCAGAGCGACGUCUGCCGAGCACAGAUUCGGUGCUGACCAUGCUGAAGUGGGUGGAGAGGCAUCUGAGCAGACGUAAGCCGCGCAACAGCACCGAGAUCCCGUCGAGGUUCCGUCGAAGCAGCGCUGGCAUCACCAUGGAAAUGUCGUACACGCCGUCGACGAAUCCUCCUACGACCACCCUCGAGUCCUAGGUGACGCGGUCACGUCCGUUCUCACCAUAUCGGCUGUGCACACCUGAAGUGUGCACAUAUUCUAAUAUACUCGUAGAGUAAGAGCAAGUAAGCGAGAAGGAGGAACGGGCCGGAAGAGGAACGAAAAGGGAAUCUCUUUGGGUGGGUAGCUAACGUCGCGUAAAUUCUAUCCGAGCGCAGGUAUCGCGGGGAAUCGCACACGUUGAGGAGGUAAACGGAGUGCAAGUUGCGAACGGGUUCUUCUUUGAUCUGUGACGAGCGAGAGCCACUCACUUCCGGGGACCCGUGACGGCGGCAAGAAGCAGACCGAGCAAUUUCGCUUUAUCCGGUAGGGAUAAGAGCCGACGGAAGGGACUGAUCUUUCUUGGAACCGAAUCAAAAUUUUUGUCGACUGUCCAAACGUUCGAUGUACCUCCGGUAAUCACUUGAAUAGCUUUAAAACCGAGGAUGCUCGCCGGGAGUCGUCCGCGGACGAAUUUUGUUCACGCGACGUCGCUGAAAGUCUCCCUGUAAUAAAUUCUGUGUUCUUCUCUCUUUUCCCUUUUUUACUCUUGCGUUCUGCUGCCACUCGCCGAUUGAUGCCCGUAAUCGUAUUGCUUUGUCUUACGAAGCGACAGGCCCACUUCCGGCGAACGCGUUCGCCGGAAGCUCUAGUACUUAGCUAAUAGUUUGUAGGUUCGAGUCGCUCAAAUGAACGGAAUACGUUCGGUACACGCGUACCGUAGACAACGUUUCCGAGAUCGUUUUUCUGUUUCUUUUUUCUUUCUUUUUGUCUUUUGUAGUUUAUUCGCGAAGCUGGGAAAACGAGCGGAUAACAAACAGUGUUAGCGAAUAAGAAUUAACGCACCGUAUUUUCCUUUGGUUUGUAUUUAUUGUAACGGUCCGAUCGAAAUUGAUUUUCUGAAAAUUUUGUUUUCAUAGAGCUCGUACGCGCUUCGGUUCGUUGCUCGAACGUUGCCGAGAGUUUCGUCGGGGUUAGAACCGGGGAGGAUGAGUUUCUCUUUUUUCGCGAUACAUAAUUGUUUUCCAUUCUCCGUUUCGUACACCUUUCUGCAUAACCCCGGUAGAGUUAACUUGUUGUAUUUAUAUUAAUCGAACGAUAGGCGGAUCGACGAUAGCGCAGGUAAUAUAUUGUAACGUUAAUGUUAAUAUAUACACAUAUAUACGCCGAUGUAUACGUAUAUUCGUUGUUAAGAUGUGAACAUUUAUGUUCGAUGAUCAAAGUCGACCUCUAGUUUCAUAGGUUUCCUUUCGUUUUGUAAUCGCCGACCGAUUGACGAAACUAUCAUGUAGCGAGCAGUGCCAAUUCGACGAUCACGGGGCGCGGUAUACGCUGAUUAUUCACGUCGGUUCGACGACACGUGCAAAACGUUUACAUUGAACUGCGCGUACGUCAAAAUUGAGACACAUCUGUGACACGGACACAAACGUAAAGGGUAUUGUAACGUGGACACCGCAGUUCUUCGACUUUAUUCGAGAACGAAGUAUUUGAUACACUCAUUCAAACUUGUACUCUGCUCUUCACGACGCAAUAUUGUCCUAACUUUGUGUCAGAAUUUUCUUUUGCAUGGAAAUAAUACGUCACGCAAAAUUUACGUGCAAUAAACGUCGACGCGUUAGCGCACAAUUCGAAAUUGACGUCUGAAACAGCUCUUUUAUUUUUCUUUAAUAAUUUCCCAAAAAAUACUGUACUCUUCCUUUAUUUGCCCUUUUAAUGCGACACACGCGGACACGCGAAUCCGAUUUAUACGAUAAACACACGUAAACGUAAUCAUAUACAUGGAAUGAAACACGGACAAAUUUUACACUUUUUUCUAAGUAGGGUAAGUCGCCUGUAAGGUUUCAUUCCAAGUGUUUAUCGCGUUUGUUACGGGACGCGCGCGAUAAUCUAGAAGUAAACAAAGAUUAAGCGAUAAUCGGAAUGUAUUCCAUGGAUCUUUUCAAUAAUAUCUCGAUCACGUUUGAAACGCUAUCAAAGGUGUAUUCGCAUUGGUCGGCUUAAUGUUGUGUCAAUGUGAGAUUCAACGUGGAUGAAGCGUUGAAGGGAAUUUUCCAAGCGGAACAACACUAAAACAGACCAAAAAUGGCCGUCCCUCGUGCACACUCGCCCGUUGACGAGCACGGCCCUGCUCCUAAAGGGGGAAAGAAUGAAACUUUUAUUCAGUGUAAAUUUUUCUAUGGAUCAAUUAAUCGAAUACUGAUGUAUAUACUUGCAUAGAGUGACGUAACAAUUUUUGCAACGGCCGACGAGCAUUCAACGUUACAAACGAUCGUUGCAUGUUUCUAAUGGAGAACAAUGGCUACGAGGGCUAGGGAAUAGUCGAUUAAAACUGUCAUCUCUGUCAUUAUAGAUUUGCCUCGAGCUUCAUUGUCGCAUGCUCAUAAGUGUAGAGCAUGUAAGUGUACGCGUUAUACGCAGUGACUCGCGAAUUCCCAAAAACGAUAAAAAGUUCUGAAUUAUGUAUAACACUGUUAUCUGUAGGUUGUUAAGUAACAAGAUCACGUUUCGAGCAUGAUUAAGAGAUCUUAUAUAAUACCUUAAUGUAAACAGUAAUACUUACGCGAUAUUGGUUCAAAUUUUUAGUAACAAAAAAAAUGCAAUUUAUUUGUUUGAAUAACAAUUAAGAUGUCUCUCGAUAGAAAAAUUCGAGUCACUGUGCGUAACAUAGAACAUGCGUUCAUGAAACCUAAGCAUGUUUACAUAUGUGGAAUGGUACGCUCUGAAGUUGUAUAAUCGAGAGUUUAUUGCGGUGCAUAUAUAAGUGUAUUUUUACAUGUAGAAAAAGAAGCUUUGAACACAAUAGGAACGAGAUUCUAAAUGGGAGAAGAAACGAGAAGAUUAAUCGUAAACUGCUAACAGAUAUAAUAGAAACGUUAACACGUUCUGUGUCUCCUGGAAUUGGAGAUUUUCAGUAGCACGUUGAAGUGAUUAGAGAUUAAACGAUAGUUUUUGUACGUACAUAGCAGAUUUUUGUCUAAAAUUGUCUUUAGUAAAGGAUUCGAUAGAAUUUGGAGGUAUUUGAUUUGUUUGAAAUCCAGGAAUCCAUUAAUCAAAUGAAACUUAACUAAUGUACAUUGAUCUUUUUGCAGUGUCGAGUGCGCAGUGUUUCGCGCGUUUUUCACGAUACAUUAAAAUACGAGUGACUAUUUGCAUAAUCGAACACAUGCUUUCAACAUAGGUGGCCUGGGUGGCACAGAACAUGUUGAA
This is a messenger RNA of Nomia melanderi (Alkali bee), 5919 nucleotides long. The record is from RefSeq and is a predicted model, not a curated record. NCBI's taxonomy places the organism in Eukaryota, Metazoa, Arthropoda, Insecta, Hymenoptera, Halictidae.